Dunckerocampus dactyliophorus (ringed pipefish) is the source of this 4467-nucleotide messenger RNA. It is a transcript of the gene actn4, whose product is annotated as actinin, alpha 4. Gene Ontology annotation, biological process: actin cytoskeleton organization; muscle cell development. The transcript is spliced from 23 exons. Lineage: Eukaryota; Metazoa; Chordata; Actinopteri; Syngnathiformes; Syngnathidae. The coding region runs from base 266 to 3031 and encodes 921 amino acids. Gene Ontology annotation, cellular component: plasma membrane; Z disc; cortical actin cytoskeleton. Gene Ontology annotation, molecular function: actin filament binding; calcium ion binding. The record is from RefSeq and is a predicted model, not a curated record.
GCCGGUUCCGCCCAGCAGCCUCACUGCGCCGAGGAAUAGCUUUUCUUCUUCCAGCAGAUCUCCCUGCGCACACCGGAUACUCCAGCCAAAUAAGCCCGCACCGCGACGGCCGAGAGCGGCGAGAGAAGGCCUCCUUCCUACGUCGUGCUUCCGUCCCCCAAACCUGCCUCUGCCACUCGGAUCUGAUCGCGUCCGGUUCGUUUGACGGUUUUUUUUUGUUUUGCGGAACAGUCUUGCGUGGCGCUCUCGGUGUCCUGUCGCCGACAUGGUAGACUAUCACGCCGCCAACAACCAGUACUCGUCCGGCGGGGCGCAGACGUACAUGGAGCAGGAGAACGACUGGGAUCGGGACCUGCUGCUGGACCCGGCCUGGGAGAAACAGCAGAGGAAGACCUUCACGGCGUGGUGCAACUCCCACUUGAGGAAGGCCGGCACACAGAUUGAAAACAUCGAGGAAGACUUCAGGGACGGACUCAAACUUAUGCUGCUUCUGGAGGUCAUCUCAGGUGAACGGUUACCCAAGCCUGAGCGAGGCAAGAUGAGGGUUCACAAGAUCAACAAUGUCAACAAAGCUCUGGACUUCAUCGCCAGCAAGGGAGUCAAACUGGUCUCCAUUGGUGCAGAGGAAAUUGUGGACGGAAACGCCAAGAUGACCCUAGGAAUGAUCUGGACCAUCAUCCUCCGCUUCGCCAUCCAGGACAUCUCUGUUGAAGAGACGUCUGCUAAGGAGGGUCUUCUGUUGUGGUGCCAGAGGAAGACCGCUCCCUACAAGAAUGUAAAUGUGCAGAACUUCCACAUUAGCUGGAAGGACGGUCUCGCCUUCAACGCUCUGAUCCACAGACACAGACCAGAACUCAUCGACUAUGACAAGCUCAGAAAGGACGAUCCUGUGACCAAUCUGAACAACGCCUUCGAGGUGGCUGAGAAGUAUCUGGACAUCCCCAAAAUGUUGGAUGCAGAAGACAUCGUGGGCACGCUGAGGCCCGACGAGAAGGCCAUUAUGACCUAUGUCUCCUGCUUCUAUCACGCCUUCUCUGGCGCUCAGAAGGCCGAGACAGCCGCCAAUCGUAUCUGCAAAGUGCUGGCCGUCAAUCAGGAGAAUGAGCAUCUGAUGCAGGACUACGAGUCACUGGCCAGCGCGCUUCUGGAGUGGAUCCGUCGCACCAUCCCCUGGCUGGAGAACAGAAACCCAGAGAAGACCAUGUCUGAGAUGCAGCAGAAACUGGAGGACUUCAGAGACUACCGCCGUGUCCACAAGCCACCAAAGGUCCAGGAGAAAUGUCAGCUGGAGAUCAACUUCAACACGCUGCAGACCAAACUGAGACUUGGCGGCAGACCCGCCUUCAUGCCCUCAGAGGGACACAUGGUGGCUGACAUCAACAGAGCGUGGCACACCCUGGAGGGGGCGGAGAAAGGCUACGAGGAGUGGCUCCUCAACGAGAUCAGACGCCUGGAGAGACUGGAUCAUCUGGCAGAGAAGUUCCGGCAGAAGGCCUCCAUCCACGAAUCCUGGACCGAUGGAAAGGAGGCCAUGCUGACUCAAAAGGACUACGAGACCGCCACGCUGUCAGAGGUCAAGGCAUUGCUGCGGAAACACCAGGCCUUUGAGAGCGACCUGGCAGCCCAUCAGGACAGGAUGGAGCAGAUUGCCGCCAUCGCACAGGAGCUCAAUGAGCUGGACUACUAUGACUCUCCCAGCGUCAACGCUCGCUGUCAGAAAAUCUGCGAUCAGUGGGACUGCCUGGGAGCGCUCACCCAAAGCCGCAGGGAGUCACUGCAGAAAACUGAGAAGGUGCUGGAGUCCAUAGAUGAGCUCUACCUUGAGUACGCCAAGAGGGCGGCGCCCUUCAACAACUGGAUGGAGAGUGCUAUGGAGGACCUGCAGGACAUGUUCAUCGUCCACAACAUCGAGGAGAUCCAGAGUCUGAUCCACGCUCACGAACAGUUCAAGUCCACUCUGCCGGACGCCAACAGGGAGCGCGAAGCCAUCCAGGCCUUCCACUCCGAAGUCCAGAAGAUCGCCCAGCAUAACGGCAUCAAGCUGAGCGGAAUCAACCCGUACACCACAAUCACGCCACAGAGCAUCGACAGCAAGUGGGAGCAGGCGCAGCAGCUGGUGCCACAGCGUGACCAGGCCCUGCAGGAGGAGCUUCGCAAGCAGCAGUCCCACGACAACCUGAGACGCAACUUUGCUGAACAAGCAAACGUCGUCGGCCCCUGGAUACAAAACAAGAUGGAGGAAAUUGGCACGAUAUCUAUCGAGAUGAUCGGCACCCUGGAAGACCAGCUGACCAACCUGAAGGAGUACGAGCGGAGCAUCGUGGACUACAAGCCCAACAUCGAGCAGCUGGAGGGAGUCCACCAGCACAUCCAGGAGGCCCUCAUCUUUGACAACGUAUACACCGCCUACUCCAUGGAGCACAUCCGUGUGGGCUGGGAGCAGCUGCUCACCACCAUCGCCAGGACCAUCAAUGAGAUCGAGAACCAGAUCCUGACGCGUGACGCCAAGGGCAUCAGCCAGGAGGAGCUGUAUGAGUACCGAGCCUCCUUCAACCACUUUGACAAGGACCACAGCGGUGCCCUCAUGGCCGAGGAGUUCAAGGCCUGUUUGAUCAGUCUGGGCUAUGACGUGGAGAACGACAAACAGAAGCGCUCAGGACAGAUGGUGUCAGAUGAUUUCCGGGCUCUGCUCAUUUCUACAGGAAACAGCCUGGGUGACGCAGAGUUCGCUCGCAUCAUGGGCAUCGUGGACCCCAACAACACGGGCACCGUCACCUUCCAGGCCUUCAUUGACUUCAUGUCCCGGGAAACCACCGACACGGACACCGCCGACCAGGUCAUCGCUUCCUUCAAGAUCCUGGCCGCCGAUAAGAACUUCAUUACGGCGGACGAGCUGAGGAGGGAGCUCCCCCCCGACCAGGCGGAAUACUGCAUCGCCAGAAUGGCGCCCUACACGGGGCCUGACGCCGUCCCCGGAGCCCUCGACUACAUGUCCUUCUCCACCGCCUUGUACGGAGAGAGCGACCUGUAGGGCGGCGGAGGUGGACAGUCGAGGGGCGGGUGGGGGGUGGGGGUCAGAUGGCGGGGUGGGUAGCGUGUUGAGGAAUCAUCUGGAAGAAAGCGAGGCGUCCUCUGCGUGUGCCAGUGUGAAAAUGUUUGAGCGUGUUGAGUGAAGCCUAGCUAGUCUCGGCCCAACGUUGACUUCCUUUUGCCGGCGUCCCCAAGGAAACGUGGGCGGGGACAGCUGGAGGGGGCGGGGGCCGCUCUUUAACUUCACCCUCUCUGCCUUUUUUGGGGGGAUGGGGCGGGGGUCACGAGCUAAUCUUGAUACUUACGCUAAAAUGUGUUUAUUUUAUUAUAAUUUUGUUCUUCUCGCAAGGGGGAGGAGUCAGGUCUGCGGGGGCGGGGUCUUACACGUUGACUGCCCGUGUUUGUGUAUUAGAUCCUAGAGUUAUAUGCUGCAGCGUUGGGAUGGGGCGGGGGCAUGGAAACAUAUUUACCCAUAAUUCCCUUCUUGCUGGAUAAGGUGACCAACUUUUUCUUUCUUUCUUUCUUUCCUUUCUUUCGUUCUUUCUUUCCUGCAGCGGGUGGAGGGUGGUGUCAGGGUGGGGGCGGAGCUUGUUUUGGUGGGAGUGGUGCUUGAAAUUGCCACUGUAAAUAUUUGUUUUUUCCCCAGUGCGACGGAUGAUACUUAAAAGUAGAGAAAGUUUGAUUGUGUGCAGUUUCACCAGGGAGGAAUUUGACUUUUUUUUUUUUACGUUAAUUUACAAGUCACAUGACAGGUGACACCCAAUCAUGAGGCAGUAUUCUGAAAAUUCUUCAAGCGCUUAGUAAAUAGAAGGUUGUCGACAUUCACGCUCGUUCGUUUUUGAUUGGCCGAAUGCAGAUUCUUGCACUUCCUGGUUUGGGCGGUUGCCAUGGUGACAGCAGUGUUGCAAAAUGAUGGAAGCGAUGAAGAGAAGUGAGCUAGUUGGUGUCCACAGCACCAUCCUCCCUCUUUCUCUCUAUCUCUCUCUUUCUCCACUUCCUCCUCAUCCUCAGCUGUCUUCAAAUGAAGGGAACGUACCACAGUGAGGGGUGGGGGUCUUUACUUCCCAAAAUGUACAAACAAAAUCGAGAAAAAAAGGAAAAUGGUGUUGAGAAAAAAAUCUAUGCAAUAGAAAUGAGAAAUUGAAUCAAACGUCUAAAUUGAUUUUUCCGGGAGGGGGGUGGGGGAGACGGGGGAAAGUAAGAUGGAAAAACAAAAAGUCUCGGACCAAAAGCUUCUUUCUUUGGAUUUUCUCUCCUUUUUUUUUUUUUUUUUCCCUCCGCCAGCUUGGAGAGAAAUGAACUCUGGAAAUUGUGAUUUUUCUUUUUUUUGUACUCUUUAUCAAGGAACCUUAUCUGCUGUACUGGAAACUGCAAAGGCCUUCUGUCUAACGAUGAGUGACUUUCACAAAGCACACAUAAAGUUUCCUUACAAAAACA